Molecule: messenger RNA, 1946 nt
Organism: Salmo salar (Atlantic salmon)
Lineage: Eukaryota; Metazoa; Chordata; Actinopteri; Salmoniformes; Salmonidae
Source: RefSeq, a predicted model, not a curated record
CUGUCUAGCUGUCACCUCAACAACCCAGCAACAAUCUGGUUCUACAGUGUUACACCUGAGAAGCGCAGUGAAUAACAGGGGACCAUGGCUGCAACACUGCUUCCGUUUCUGAUGAAGAUAAAAAAUCGUAGUGAUGCUGUUCUCUCUUUACUUACAGAUACUAUGGAAGGAAGCAACGGUAUCUGGCCCAGUCAGAAGCAACCAGGGGGUCUUGUCUGGUCGACACAGCCUGGCCAACAGCCCACCCAACCCCAGGCCAUGCCCUGCUUUCCUGGGCAGCCCAGCACCCCCUGCUGGCCUGGUCCACAACCAUCCCAACCAGCCCCAGCUCCGGCUCAACCUCAGCCUAUGCCCUGUUUUCCUGGGCAGCCCAACACCCCCUGCUGGCCUGGGCAACAGCCAUCCCAACCAGCCCCAGCUCCAACCCAAAACUGGAACUGGCCUGGUCCGCAACCAUCCCAACCAGCCCCAGCUCCAUCCCUAAACUGGCCAGGUCCCCAACCACAACCACCCCAACCAGCCCCAGCCCAUCCCUGCCAGCCAUGCUGGCCUGGACCCCAUCCCCAGCCUCUCCAAUUCCAGCCUCAGCCUGCACCCCAGCCUAUGCCCCAGCAUUUUCAACCUCAAGGCCCAGCUCUGAUUCAAGCCCAGGCCCAGGGCCCCAGUCAGCCUAGUGUCCCAGGGUGGCCAGUCCCAGGCCUUAGCCCAAGCAUUAACCCAGGGUCUGGAUGGCCAUUAGGCCCUGGUCAGGACACAGAUGGCUUCACACCUGCUCCACAGUGGAAUCCGACACCAGCUGGACUGAGCGUGCCCUACAACCUGAACCUACAAAGAGGCAUCUACGACAAGAUGAUGAUCACCAUCAUGGGCCGGGUCAAACCAAAUGCUAAGCAGUUCACAGUCAACUUCCUGCGAGGUAAAGACAUCACCUUCCACCUCAACCCUCGGUUCAAUGAGGGGGGCAAGCAGGCAGUGGUGAGGAACACCAAGGUGGGAGAGCGCUGGGGGAAGGAGGAGAGGCACACACAGGGAGGCUUCCCCUUCAUGGCUGGACAGUCCUUCGAGAUGAAGAUUCUGGUUACGUCAGGGGAGUUCAAGGUGGCCUUGAACGGAGCUCAGCUGUUUGAGUUCAAACACCGCGUCAGAGAACUCAACCAGAUCGAUCGCAUCAACAUCCUCCAUGAUGUCAUCCUCACCUACGUCAACGUAGACACAAUACCUUGACAUCAAUAUACAGUAUAUAACACCCAGCAUAGGCUACAUGCAUAACAUGGCAUCAAUCUGCAUUUGUCUUUGCACCUGUUUUACAAUGAUGAGCUGUACACUUAAACCACAUUAAUUCCCACUAACAAACACUCCAUCUGCAAAUGUGUGUAAUGUUAAAGGCCUAAGGAUUCAACAAUGCCAUUUAAUUGUAAUUCUUAUAUUUCAUAUAACUAUUUUCUGUUGAAUGUCUAUAUAAAUCCCGGUCCCGUGUGGCUCAGUUGGUAGAGCAUGGUGUUUGCAACGCCAGGGUUGUGGGUUCGAUUCCCACGGGGGACCAGUACGGAGAAAAAAAAAUUAUGAAAUGCAUGUAUUCACUACUGUAAGUCGCUCUGGAUAAGAGCGUCUGCUAAAUGACUAAAAUGUAAAUCAACAUACUUUAUGACUUUGAACUGACUAAAGAUAUCCGUAGUUACAGAACGUCUCUAUAGGAGAGGAUUCAGCGUUUUAGAAUCCAACCAGCUGGGUUAACUUUUGCCACUGUAAAUAAGAAAAUAAGUUGGUAGAGCAUGGCGCUUGCAACACCAGGGUUGUGGGUUCAAUUCCCAUGGGGGAUCAGUAUGGUAAAAAAGUAUGAAAAGGUAUGCACUCACUACUGUAAGUCGCUCUGGAUAAGAGCACCUGCUAAAUGACUAAAAUGUAAAUGUAAAUUUGUAUGAAAUAAAACCAUUAAAUUGAAUGAA